AAAUAUGUCUAAUUAUUAUUAUGUAAAGUACUUUUACCCUCGUCCCUGUUCUAGAAAUCAUUUUCUCAAUUUAUCCGAUUCCAAAUUAUAUUACUUUGUUCAUGUACAAACAUCUGUAAGUUUAAAUAAAUUUGCGUUUAAAUUGUGAAUCUGGCAACUUGUCCCACCUCUGCUGCUGUUCCUCUGUUAAUCAACACUGUUAUCAAAUAACAUCUCGCGCACACUCCUGGGCUGACUGCUGCCUCAACAUCAUUGGCCAAUAGCAGGAUGACGUCAGAGACUGGACUGAAUGUGAUUGGUUGAUUUGUUUAUGACAUCCAAUCACACCAUAGAGCUGGUGUGAGCUGCUAGCAGUGUGUUGAAUGGACAGAAUGGGGAGAGUUGUGUUGGUGACUGGUGCAAACAGUGGCGUAGGCCUGGCCCUGUGUGAGCGCCUCCUAAGUGAAGAUGCACAGCUCCAGCUGUGUCUGGCCUGCAGGAAUGAGCAGAGGGCUGCUGCAGCCCGUCAGUCUUUGCUCAUCUCUCACCCUAAAGCUCAGGUUUCCCUCGUUCGGCUAGAUGUGGGCAGCAUGCGCUCUGUCCUCAGUGCUGCCGAGGAGAUCCGAACGAGAUUCAACAGGCUUGACUACCUCUACCUUAAUGCUGGGAUCAUGCCUAGUCCACAGGUGGAUUUCAUGGCUCUCUAUAAAGGCUUGUUUUCUGGUAAAGCAAUCCACAUGUUUUCUACGGGAGAAGGGUUACUGACGCAGAAAGACGACGUCACAUCUGAUGGUCUACAACAAGUGUUUGCUACCAACCUGUUCGGCCACUUCUUACUGGUCCGGGAAUUGGAGCCCCUGUUAUGCCAACCAGGCCACAGCUCUCUGGUGAUCUGGACCUCGUCUAGCAACGCACGGCGUUCUGCUUUCAGUCUGGAUGACCUGCAGCACAAGCAAGGCACAGAACCGUACAGCUCCUCUAAAUACGCAUCUGACCUGCUGAGCCUGGCCCUGAACCGUCAUUAUAACAGCCAGGGUCUGUUUUCAUCAGUGAUCUGUCCCGGAUUGGUGAUGACUAACCUCACAUACGGCAUCCUCCCCUCCUUCUUCUGGACCCUUAUCAUGCCAAUAAUGUGGCUGAUAAGAAUCUUCACCAAUACCUUCACCCUCACACCUUAUAACGGGGCCGAGGCUUUGUUUUGGCUGUUCAAGCAGAAACCGGAGACACUGGAUCCGAUGGUCAAAUACCACAGUUUAACCUCCGGACUGGGAAACAAUUACACACAAUGCCGCAAGGUCAGAACUAUGGAUAUUGAUGACACUACCUCAGCAGCACUUUACAAGAAACUUCUAGAAAUGGAGAAAACCCUGAGAAAGAAACUGAAGGAUGAAGAUGGAGCAUAAACCAAAUAAAUAAAUAAGUUGAUUACAAAGUUUUUAAACUUUUACAUUUAAAUAGCUCUGCUAUUCUAUCUAUAUAUCUAUAUAUUCCUAAGACACGAAUGUAUGGAUUAUGACAAUACACCUACGUGCCUUAUGUGCUUUUAUUUUAUCCAGACAUUUCUCUUCAACAUUCCAACAAUAAAAUAUUUAUUAAACCUU
Tachysurus fulvidraco (yellow catfish) is the source of this 1580-nucleotide messenger RNA. It is a transcript of the gene hsd17b7, whose product is annotated as hydroxysteroid (17-beta) dehydrogenase 7. Bases 363 to 1382 code for a protein of 339 amino acids. Gene Ontology annotation, biological process: cholesterol biosynthetic process. Gene Ontology annotation, molecular function: 5-alpha-androstane-3-beta,17-beta-diol dehydrogenase (NADP+) activity; 3-beta-hydroxysteroid 3-dehydrogenase (NADP+) activity; estradiol 17-beta-dehydrogenase [NAD(P)+] activity. The record is from RefSeq and is a predicted model, not a curated record. Gene Ontology annotation, cellular component: endoplasmic reticulum membrane. Lineage: Eukaryota; Metazoa; Chordata; Actinopteri; Siluriformes; Bagridae. The transcript has 9 exons.